Micropterus dolomieu (smallmouth bass) is the source of this 5833-nucleotide messenger RNA. RefSeq names its product ankyrin repeat and MYND domain containing 1 (gene ankmy1). The record is from RefSeq and is a predicted model, not a curated record. Gene Ontology annotation, molecular function: protein binding. The transcript is spliced from 20 exons. NCBI's taxonomy places the organism in Eukaryota, Metazoa, Chordata, Actinopteri, Centrarchiformes, Centrarchidae. Bases 175 to 3600 code for a protein of 1141 amino acids.
AUGACAACCGGCGCUUACAGGAAAGUCAAAACUCAAAUCUGACUUCUGACAGAGAAGUUUUUACCUCUAAAUAGCGUAGUUAGUCGUUCCUGUAACGUUAGCGCCACACGAAAUGUUGUUGUGCUCAAAUGGAUUCAUGUGAAUGAUUUUCCGAGGGAUACGUCCCGGUUUAAAAUGCUGUCGACCUGCAUAGGUGUUGCUGCAGCCCCGGGGCGAGGAGGUGAGGAGCCGGAGUCAGGGAGACAAAGCAGCGGCCACAGAGGAGCACAAAGCGGUGAAGAGAGACGACAAGGGCUGGGUGUUCAGGAGUGGCCCGACGGGUCCAGAUAUGAGGGAGAGUUUGUGAACGGAUUCAAACACGGCAAAGGAAAGUACACCUGGAGAAAUGGAGAGUACUAUGAGGGCUCUUUCUACAAAGACUACAGGCAUGGGGAUGGACUGUACUACUGGCCCACAGGCCAUAAGUUCACUGGCAAGUUCUACCUCAACAGAAAGGAAGGAUAUGGACAACAACUGUUCCCUGAUGGAGCCACCUUUCAGGGUUUGUACCACACUGACCAGAGGUUUGGUCCAGGUGUGGUUAGUUAUCCAGAUGGGCGUGAGGAUGUGGGUCUGUGGAUCGGGGAGUGCCUGUUAAAGCUCUGUACCUCUGUAGAAGAAGGCUUUAGCUUGAAGAACUUAUCUGAGUAUGCUGCCUACAUGGACCCAGCUACUGCCACAGAUUCCCUCACUCAGCCUCCCACUAAUGGUCCAAAGACAAAAGCCAGGACUGACUUUGAGGUGGUUACAGACACAGAUCUGCUGUCAGAUGAUGAUUUUAUCCUUCCGUCCGGCAUCGAAAGUUACUCAACAGAUGGUGACCACUUGCCGCUGCCCCCUGGCCGAAGAAGAGAGUUGGAUCAGCACUUUUUUGGCGAGCUGUAUGAGCCAGACGCUUAUCCACACAGAGGCUAUGAGCGAGACCCACUUUCCACCCUUCCCUUACAUGCCCGCAUGCAGGCUCACAUACACAAACACAGGCUACAGGGUGAAAAUAUGGGCUGGGACGUGGCAGCUGUUCUCUCUCUGAACAGGGAAAGUUUUGGUCCUAAAGGGCCUUUGGAAGUCAGUUCAGAGUUGUUGAUCCAGCACGCCUCCCGAGGGGAACUGCAGUCUGUGUCACAGAUGCUCCAGACCGGUUUGGUCAACCCUGAUAUAGCAGAUUCACAGGGACACACUGCACUGAUCGCUGCCACAAUAAACUGCCAUGACGAUGUGAUCCAGCUCUUGUUGGAUAUGGGUGCUGAUAUUGACAAGUUGAAUUGUGAUGGCAUGUCUGCCCUGGCUGUGUGCCAUGUCCUCUACUACCCUUUUCAGUCUCUGCACACCACUUUAGCUGAACCCCUAACCAAAACUCAAGUUUUGACAUCUUCAUCUGCAUGUGGGAACAGUCCCCGGAUCAGCCAAGUGGACUUCACGUCAGAUACUACCAGGACAGCGGAAGAACUAACAGAACACAUCUUAUAUCAUAGCAGUAAAAUGUCCAGUGACAUCAUUGAGCAGCAUUGGCCUGGCCUGAAUGAGUCUGAGACCCCUGCAGACACUGAACACCUACAGGAGGAGAGAAAAGAGAAAGAGGGAGAAGAAAUGGGAAGAGACUGCAAGGAGACAGAGAGAGGGAUGAAUGUUAGAGAGCGAGAAGAACUGAGCAAGAGGGAGGAUGAGAAAGAGAGCAAAGGGGAGGAAAGAGAGAUAGAGAGCAGAUGUGAUCAAAUGUGGGAAAAUGGAGAAAGUGAGUUAAAAGAGAAGGAAAGAGAAUUUGAAGAUGUUGAAUUUGGUGAGAGGAGAGAAACAGAGUCAAGAAAAGAGAAUAUAGUUGUGAGGGAGGAGGUUGAGGAAGAUGGGGAGAAGACAGUAAGGAGUAUUCAUGAGGAUGUAAAGGGGAGAGGAAGUGAAGACGUGUCUGGUGUCAAGUGCUCCAUUCAGGUGUUGGAUGGUCACAUUGUACUGGGCAGCGUGCAGUGGGAACAAUGUCGAGUUAAGGCAGCAGGAAGAGUUCAGCAGGGCAGAGACAAAGAAUUGACAACCUUUGAUUCUGCCUGCUCCGUCAGCAACUAUAACAUCCAGGUCACAGAGGAAGUGAUGCAGCGCUCAGCAGAAGCUCUGAGUCGCACGGGGAUUCCUCAGCGCUUUGACACACAGGAGACUGUACGCAAAAUGGCUGCCAUGAAAACUGAACACCGUGUUCGUUUGAACACCCUGAAGCUGUUAUUGAAACGGGGAGCUGACCCUAAUGUAUCCAGGGUCCCCAUGCCUGUCCUCUUUUUAGCCAUCAUGGCAGCUGACACUGAGGCCGUCAGGAGACUUCUGCUGUCUGGAGCUCGCACUGACAUUCCCCUACCACCUGAGAGAAAAGGCCUGUAUCCCCUGCAUGUAGCUGCAGCACUGCCGGGUCCAGCAGGUCCCAGAAUCACAGAGUUGCUGCUCCACGCUGUCACUGACCCAGACGCACAGGCAUGCGACCAGAACGAGAUCUAUGAACCAGAUAAAAUUUUCAUGAAGGACCAGGAACCACUGAGCACUAAUAAGAGCUCAGAUCUCAAAGAAGGAGGCCGAACGGCCCUGCACAUGGCCUGCCAGAGGGAAAGUGACUACCGGAACGCCAGUAAGGUGGUAGCCCUCCUGGUCUCCCACAGAGCCAGCACAGACCUCCUCUGGAGUGGACACUCACCUCUCUCCCUGGCUAUAGCAGCUGGCAAUGACCUGGCAGUGGAGGAACUGUUGAAUGGAGGUGCAGAUCCCAACAUCCCCCUCGGCCUCAGGGUGGGCAGCGCCCUCUGUGUCCUCGCCAAUAUCAACUACCACUUAGGUGGCAGCAGAGCUAAGCUGUUGGACAUGUUAGCAAAGGCUGGUGCCGACAUCUUGAUGCCAGUGCCAGUGGGUGAUGUUGUGGGAACUGCAGUCGACUAUGCCCACUACUCCUUCAACCAGGACUUGCAUAUUGCCAACACUCCCUUCCACGCUCUGAACAUGCGGGAGAGGGAAAUAUUCAAAGCACGACGCCAGCUGCUGAGCAUGAUGGGAGAUCUGCUGAGACAGACUGCCGGUCAGAGGGAUAGAGAGAAUUUAGAGAGAGAACACUACCUCACAGUGAAUAGUACAAGUAGCAAUAUGAGGUUUGUGUCCGCGGGAGAAGAUGCCAUUUGCUCAAAUGUUCCCCUCCCCAGCUGUGAAAGCCUACCACCCAUCACAGAAAAACACAGGAAACCAGUGUUUAAGUUCUGCUACCACUGUGGUCGCUCUGUGUCUGUGAAGCUGACUCCUUGUAGCCGCUGCCACAACGUCUUCUACUGCUCCAGGACCUGCAAACUGAAAGCAUGGGGUGAAAGACACAAAGAAGAGUGUAUCCGGGUGUCAGCAUCUGCUGAUGGCAUCCAGAAGAGUGUUGUGUUUAAAUCACAAAGAAGCACCAGGCCCUUACCUGUCAUGUUGAAAAACAAAACAGUCCCAAGGCCCUUGAGUGUCAAGCUGAAAUCCCAAAGAGUUCCUGAGCCCUUGAGCAUGGCAAAGCAGGUCUUGGAGAGCCAAGUCAACAUGAAGGAAAACUACAGCUGCAACUGAUGGACACUAAAAUUUUGCAAAUUUCAGAAGAGCUGAAAUACGGCUUUAUCUACUUAAAAUUGCAAUGCAUUUCUUGAGUUUUAACUUUUAUGUAUUUGGCUGAAUGGCGAUGACAGCAUUUUGUGCCAUAAUCAUUAUUAUAACUGUAGGUUUGGAAUCUAUUUUGGUAUGGCAAUACUAGUGUAAUAAUGUCUGUCGCUAUCUGUGCUAUUGCCACAGAAAUAUUGCAAACUAAAUGGCUGCAUUUACAUACUUGCUAAAUGAAUCCAGUGGAAAUCAGGACCACAUUUUAGCAUGUGACUUGUUUUAUAUGUGAAUUUUGACUCAUGCUGCUGAUCUUCACUUUCAUAAUAUUCUCUGGCUGAUUUAUGAAUGAAUGAAAGUGUGACAUUUUUACUCAAGUUUGCUUUUACAGAGCUUUCAAUUGCAUCUCAGGUCUUCAUCAGCAAUUUCCUUCUUGACCUUGGAAACAGUAGAUUGGCAAAAAAAAUCCACUGGCACAACAAGAGUCCACUUUUUGGGGUUUUUCCCCCAAAGCUUUUAGCCGUAUCUCAUGGUCAGCAGUUAGAGUUAUUUUGGUUUUGUUUUAUGUGAUUUAAGUAUGGAACCCAAGACAAGCAAACUCCAAUGAAGACAUUGAAAUGUGGUUGAAAGCUCCAGAAAAGUUUGUGUUAAAAAAUGUUUAACUGUUUAAAUGUCAAACUACUGUUCUCAAUGUCAGAAAUUAACAUUUAAUUAGGUUAAGUACAAUUAAGUAAAACGUUUUUCUAUAUGAUUAUUUUAUUAUUUUCCUCAACCUGUUUGUAUUCUGAUCACUCGUAUAAUGGGCAGUCUACUUAUAGUCAUCUGUUUGUUCAUCACCUUACCCUAAAUGAAUCUAGCAUUAAACAUGGAAGUGAAGUGUUUUGCAAAUUUAGGCUAGUGUUUUGUCACUUUGAGCUUUCCUUUAGUGCUAAACACUGUCAGUUUACAACACAUCGCUAACAUGCAGAACGGCAUGACAUUUUCUGAGCACUUUCACACUUCCAGUGGAAAAAAGUUGAACCUUGAUGAUUUUACUCUAAUGACCUAAAUUUAAUAACCUUCCCUGUUGCACCGCCCUCAGAGAAACAUCAGGCUUGUGCUAGACCUCACUGACUAUAUUAUCUUAGCAAUGCUGAUGGUUAUAAAAAAAAGUUUCUAUAUUUUUGCAAGGCUUUUGACACAGUCGAACACAACUUUCGGUCCUUGGAAAAAUUUGGCUUUGGCACAUUUGUGCAGCUAUUAAAACUAUGUACAAGAAUGCACAUUGUUCAGUUAAAAUAUAUGGAGGCACCCUCCCAGGUUUUAUAAAGUGCAGUCAGACAGGGUGUCCUGUCUCACCAUACUUAUUUCUGAUCUGUGUCAAUUACUCUUUGAUUAAAUUAAGAUCAGCCCUUGAAUGGUAUCACAAUAGCUAAAAAAAGACAUGAUCAUUAGUCACCUGGCUGAUGACACCACUUUAUUUUUAAAAUGAUGCCUCACAGUUUUCAGUUGCUAUUGAUACAAUUAACAUAUUCUCUAAAAAGACUGGAUAAGGAAGUUAGUUAGGAGAGAUGGACAUAGGUGGCAGGAGUUAUUAAGACUUGAACACCUGAAUGUACUCCAACAUGUCUGACCAGAAUUUCUCAGUAUGAGAACAGUUUAAACCCCAAAUUGGGUUUUUACAGAAAGUAUAUUUAGUUUCAACAUUGUGUACAUCUCUUAAGGACUGAUUUAGCUGGGUAGAAAAAGUAAAACAAAUAAAAGCAACAUACUACAUUCUCCCACAUUAAAGCAAAAUCUUUAUAAAUAUGGUAAAUAAUGAAUCUGCUGAUGCAGCUGGAGAGUAUACGUGAGCUGAUAGGCCGAAGGCUGAAAUAAACUAAUGCCAAACCAAUAUUUACCUAACUCAAAAAAGAAAUUAAACUAUAUAUAGGAAUGAUAAAGUCAUCCCAAAACACGCAAGCUAUCAAAACAGUGAAUUUUAGUACUUUAUACAAUAUAUUUGUAGAUUUAUAAACCCCCGCACCUUUCAAUUUAUUUUAGUCUUUUUUAUUAUUAUUAUUUAUUUCUUUUUAUGUAUUACAUAUAUUUUCCUUUCUUUGUUUUUAUUUCCCUGGAAAGUUCUCUGCUCUGUACUCAUACUUUUUGUCUGUAUGUUGUAUUGAUGCAAUAAAUAUUUGAACUGGGGGAGGAAAAGGCCGAAAUAAACGUCAUCACGUUUUGUACGCGG